AUGCGCUUUUACGAAGAUAACCUCGCGCUCGGCGCGUUAAGCGCGGUGCGGAGGGGUAUUUCGGUCAUUUGCUCUGCCGGGAACGACGGCCCUGCUCAUACCACUGUAGUGAACGGAGCCCCAUGGAUUCUAACAGUCGGCGCCAGCAUAACAGACAGGAGCUUGAGGGGAACAACUGUGUUAGGGAACAAUGUAGAACUUAACGGCGAAUCGGUGUUUCAGCUCGAUUCUCCGCCUCUGCCACCACAACUACGUCUGCUUUACCCCGGAAUGAACGGCGAUUUCGCUGCUAGUUUCUGCGAUGCAGAGUCGCUAAAUGACACGAGUAUUGUCAAAGGAAAUAUCGUUUUGUGUCGUAUCGAGUCGACAAGAAGUAGACGAACCGAACAGGGUCAACGGGUGAAAGAUGCCGGUGGGGCCGCCAUGAUUCUGAUGAACAUGGACUAUCAGGGAUUCACCACAUCCGCGGACGUUUACGCCAUUCCGGCAACAAACGUGAACUAUGAAGAUGGACUAACGAUCUUGUCUUAUUUGAAUUUGACAUCUACUCCAACAGCAACAAUCGAAUUCAAAGGAACGAUAUUCAGCGAUAGAAAAACUCCGACGGUGGCUAACUUUUCUGCCAGGGGACCGAAUUACGAAAGCCAGGGAAUCCUAAAGCCGAAUCUCGUCGCAAGUAAUAACACGAGAAGUAAUCAUUUCAAAAUGAUCUCGGGUACUUCGGUGUCGUGCCCUCACCUGAACGGCGUGGCGGCAUUGAUCAAGAGCUCGCAUCCCGAUUGGUCGCCCGCCGCCAUCAAAUCGGCGAUCAUGACUUCUGCUGACGUCAUGGAUCGCGAGAACCACCCAAUAAUGGACGAAGAGCAUUUCCUGGCCGAUUUUUUCGUUAUCGGUGCGGGCCAUGUCAACCCUGCACGGGCGAGCGAUCCGGCGCUUAUUUACGAUAUCGCCCCUGACGAAUAUAUCCCUUACUUGUGCGGCUUGAAUUACACGAGUAGGGAGGUAAGCAAGAUCUUGCUACGUAGAGCGCAUUGCUCGGCGGUGCCGAUAAUUCACAAAGGGCAGUUGAAUUAUCCUUCGUUUGCAAUUCGGUUAGGAUCGCCUAGUCAGACUUUUACGAGGACGGUCACUAAUGUUGUUGGAAAAAUAAUCUGCUAUGAACGUAAAUUUGUCGAGGCGAGUUGA
Erythranthe guttata (spotted monkey flower) is the source of this 1185-nucleotide messenger RNA. Its product is annotated as subtilisin-like protease 4. Gene Ontology annotation, molecular function: serine-type endopeptidase activity. The record is from RefSeq and is a predicted model, not a curated record. NCBI's taxonomy places the organism in Eukaryota, Viridiplantae, Streptophyta, Magnoliopsida, Lamiales, Phrymaceae. Gene Ontology annotation, biological process: proteolysis.